AUGAAUAUCUUCCGGAUAGCAGGCGACCUGUCGCAUGCCGCCUCGAUCUUCAUACUGCUGGCUAAGAUGCGGACGUCGAGUAGCGCAGCAGGCAUCUCCUUCAAAUCCCAAUUCCUCUACCUCGCCGUCUACAUCACGCGAUACCUCGAUCUCUUCUGGACCGACCCGACGAAAUACGUCUACAACACCAUCUUCAAGCUCAUCUUCAUCUCCGCGCAGACGUACAUCGUGUAUUUGAUGCUCAACGAUUACAAACCCACGCAUGAUCCAAACCAGGAUACGUUCAAGGUGCAAUAUUUGGUCGGAGGGGCGGCGGUGUUGGCGAUACUGUUUCCGUAUAGGUAUACGCCGCCUGAGGUGGGUCAUACUUGA
This is a messenger RNA of Saxophila tyrrhenica, 372 nucleotides long. RefSeq names its product endoplasmic reticulum retention protein. Gene Ontology annotation, molecular function: ER lumen protein retrieval receptor activity. Gene Ontology annotation, cellular component: cis-Golgi network; membrane; endoplasmic reticulum. The transcript is spliced from 3 exons. Gene Ontology annotation, biological process: protein retention in ER lumen; endoplasmic reticulum to Golgi vesicle-mediated transport. NCBI's taxonomy places the organism in Eukaryota, Fungi, Ascomycota, Dothideomycetes, Mycosphaerellales, Extremaceae. The record is from RefSeq and is a predicted model, not a curated record. The coding region runs from base 1 to 372 and encodes 123 amino acids.